Molecule: messenger RNA, 1792 nt
Organism: Heterotrigona itama
Lineage: Eukaryota; Metazoa; Arthropoda; Insecta; Hymenoptera; Apidae
Source: the annotation of a GenBank genome assembly
AUGACCCACCACGAUGGUGCAUAUCCCUCCAAAUCCUCCGCUCAGGAAGUAUUUGACAAGGCUUAUUUCCUUCUCAGACAUUUCAGUGAGACGUCGACCGACAAGCUUUACUUAAGCGUGGAGGUCAGUCUUCUAAAACGGCCUUCUAAAACUAUCAGGUUCGAUCACAAAUCUUCAGUGCAAAAAGUAACAAUCAUGUCUGAGAAAACUUCAUCAAAUCAGCCACAGCCAAUUGUUAAAAUUGGCCAUUAUACACUAGGACAGACAUUAGGCGUCGGUACAUUUGGUAAAGUAAAAAUUGGAGAACAUGUUUUAACAAAACAUAAGGUUGCUGUGAAAAUUUUAAAUCGCCAAAAGAUUAAAAGUUUAGAUGUGGUUGGGAAGAUUAGAAGGGAAAUACAAAAUCUGAAACUUUUCAGACAUCCUCAUAUUAUUAAAUUAUAUCAGGUUAUAAGUUCACCCACUGAUAUAUUUAUGAUAAUGGAAUAUGUAUCUGGUGGAGAAUUAUUUGACUAUAUUGUAAAGCAUGGCAAACUAAAAGAAUACGAGGCUCGGAGAUUCUUCCAACAGAUUAUUUCUGGCGUCGAUUAUUGUCACAGGCAUAUGAUAGUUCAUCGCGACUUAAAACCAGAAAAUCUAUUGCUAGAUCACAAUCUACAUGUAAAAAUAGCAGAUUUUGGCUUAUCGAACAUGAUGAUGGAUGGAGAAUUCUUACGUACUUCUUGCGGUUCCCCUAAUUACGCAGCGCCAGAAGUAAUUUCUGGUAAAUUAUAUGCUGGCCCUGAAGUUGAUAUCUGGUCUUGUGGGAUAAUAUUAUAUGCUUUACUUUGUGGUACUUUACCAUUUGAUGAUGAACAUGUACCAACACUUUUUCCUGGAGUUUUCCCUAUUCCAGAAUACCUGAAUAAAACUGUUGUAAGUCUUUUAUGUCACAUGUUGCAGGUGGAUCCUAUGAAAAGGACAACGAUUGAAGAUAUUAAGAAACACGAAUGGUUUCAAAAGGAUUUACCUUCGUAUUUGUUCCCUUCACCUGUUGAACAAGACGCCUCUGUAAUUGAUAUAGACGCAGUAAACGAAGUUUGCGAAAAAUUCAAUGUAAAAGAAGCAGAAGUUCAUUCAGCACUGUUAGGUGGAGAUCCUCACGAUCAGCUGGCAAUUGCUUAUCACUUGAUAAUAGACAAUAAGAGAAUUGCAGACGAGGCUGCUAAGGCAGAGUUAAAAGAUUUCUAUGUGGCUUCUAGUCCACCUCCUGUUGCUUUUAGUCCUAAUGAUACCAGCAGCAGCCCUUUAAGACCACAUCCAGAAAGAAUAGCACCAUUACGAGAAAGACAAAGCUCUCAAGGAAGCACAUCAUCCUCGAUACAAGGAGCUCGUGGCACGCCAGUAAAACGGGCCAAGUGGCAUCUAGGUAUUCGUUCGCAAUCCAAACCGAACGACAUUAUGAACGAAGUCUAUAGAGCUAUGAAAGCUCUCAAUUUCGAAUGGAAAAUCAUAAACGCUUACAGCGUCAGAGUGCGUCAAAAGAAUAAGCUGACAGACAGAUACAGCAAGAUGUCGUUACAACUUUAUCAAGUUGAUUACAAAAGUUAUUUGUUAGAUUUCAAAUCUUUAUCAAACGAGGAAGAAGACAUUGGGCGAGGUAAACAACCUGCCGUCAGUGUUAAUGACGAUAUCGAUCAAUAAUGCAAGCGUUAUUUUAGAUCCCACACUUCCGCCACCUCAGGCAACAGGUCAUCACACUAUGGAAUUCUUUGAAAUGUGCGCAGCAUUGAUCACGCAAUUGGCUCGAUAG